AUGGAACAAACACCAGACGCUAAAGCUGAAGAGAUCGACCUGGAGAAGUACACCCAUUCUGGGUCCAUCGCGAACACCACAUUGAAGAAGAUUAUCGAGAAGUGUGUAGAAGGUGCGAAGAUCUGCGAGCUAUGUGACUUUGGAGAGAAGGUCCUGAAGGAGGAGCUGGACAAAGUGUACACAAAAAAAGAAAAAGGAAAUAAAGUGGAAAAGGGGAUUAGUUUCCCUGUGACGAUUAACGUUAACGAAGUGUGCAACAAUUACUCCCCCGCACCUUCCGAUAAUGAAGAGACCAUAAAAAGUGGAGACAUUGUUAAGAUAUGCCUGGGUUGCCAUAUAGAUGGGCACAUCAGUAUGGUUGGGCACACCAUCUACGUCGGCAAAGAAAAUGAAGUCAUCGAAGGUCCCAAGGCGGAAGUAUUAAAGAACGCGCAUACUAUCUCGCAGCUAUUUUUGAAAAGUCUAAAGGUUGGAGUAAACGCCAGUGACAUAACCAAAAAUAUACAGAAGGCAUGUGAAGAAUUAAAAUGUACUGUAAUUCCAAACUGUGUAACUUAUCAGAUUAAGAAGUACAUCUUGGAAGGAAGCAAAUUUAUUUCGCUAAAGGAGAACCCUGAAAAUAAAAUUGAGGACUUCCAGAUAGAAUCUGACGAUAUAUACAUCAUCGACGUGAUGGUCACCACAGGGGAUGGAAAAAUAAAAGAGAGUGAUCAUAAGACAACCAUUUAUAAACGGGAGGUGCAAAAGAAUUAUCACUUGAAAACGAAUUUGGGUAGAUCCUUCAUCAACGAGGUUAAUAAAAAAUUCCCCGUCCUUCCUUUUCAUGUGAAGCAUGUAGAAGAUCAGCGAGCCGCUCUCAUCGGUAUCCCCGAAGCCUUAAGGCAUGACCUAAUCAAACCGUACAAUGUCUAUACGGAGAAGAAAAAAGAAUUUGUGUCUCAGUUUAAGUACACCGUUAUGGUUAAGGAAGAAGGAAUUAAGCAGCUCACUGGUAUCAAGUGUUCUCAACUGAAUAACUGCAAAACGGUGAAUGAAAUCCAGGACGAGACGAUCAAGGCCAUUCUGGCUACGUCCCUGACGGCCAAGAAGAAGAAGUCUAAGGGGAAGCCCAACGGGGAAACGCCCCAGGAUAACUGA
Molecule: messenger RNA, 1137 nt
Organism: Plasmodium knowlesi strain H
Lineage: Eukaryota; Apicomplexa; Aconoidasida; Haemosporida; Plasmodiidae
Product: proliferation-associated protein 2g4, putative
Exons: 2
Coding region: 1-1137 (378 amino acids)
Source: RefSeq, a predicted model, not a curated record